GGCAUGCCGGGAAGGGGUCAGGGGGAAGCACUUCCAUGCGCCGCGCGGCCGGGUUCGCCGCAGACAAGGGGCGGCGGCGCCACCUGCCGACGGAGCGGGGUACGUGCAGUGCCAGCCCCUUCCUCCGGGCUCAGACACAGACGUGUCGGCGCCACCUGCUGGCGGAGAGGGGCCAAGCUUUCGUCCAUCCAUAUGACAAGACUUCAUGCAUCUACCAAAACCCCAUCUUCAGGCCACUUGAGGGGCUGCAAGGAAUUUCAAGAGGGCCAAGAUGUUAAAUGCCAUUGUCACACGAAGGCAUGCAAAAUAUCUUCACCAGAUGGCUCGGGAUCAACAAGUCGCUCAAACUCGAUCCAGGAAUUUUCAGAAUCCUUUGAGAAGCAACUGCAUUUCAAAAUCAAGCGCUCAGUUUCUUUGCAACCAGAGGGCAUGAAGGAGAGGAGAGAGCGAGGGAGGAUGUGCAAGAGCAGAUCUCACAAGAAAGAGGGAGGGAAGAGGGAGCCAAAGGAAGAGCAGGAGGAAGGAGAAAGACCAGAGAUUUCUGCUGGAAAACAAAGCUAAUAGCUUCCAUCCUCAGGAGGCAUUAAAAGCGAGAUUUCUGCAUAAAAGCUUACAGUGUAUUGGAGCCAUUUACUGAAAGAGUAAAGUGAGUUUUGUUGUUUUGUUUUGAUUAGAUGGAAGAGGCCAGUUAGCUAAAGUAAAGUAAACCUUAAUUUUUAAAAUAAAAUGAUUACAGUGAUACUUUUGAAGCUGUGUUUCUAUUGUCCUCUUUUUACUUUCUCCAUUAUAAGCGUGACACUUGCUUUAAGGAGAGUGCGUGCCUAGUUGGAUCAAGGUUUAAGUGAGCCCUGCAUCAUUUUAAUCUGGAUUUCAGUCAGAUUUAGAUUUAUCACAGCAGUGGACAUGCUCAUUUAAAAGGAGAAUGAACACAGAUUGCAGACCCUUGCAAAAUCACACGUAACCCGCUUCAUUUAAAUUUUUGUUAAAAAUUGGAAAUUGAGCCCAGACUUACCAAGAGGUUUGAGAAAGAAAAACAUCACACAAACUGCCAAGUGCUGCACAGCUCUGAUAGUUGGUUUGGUUUGUCUUGUAAAUGAAAAAUUUCUUUUUUUAACCACCCCCCAAACAUUUAUUGAAGCAAUAAAACAAAAGGGAAUACACAGCUUUCACUGAAUAUAUCACUGGCUCUGUUUGAAUCCAGGCUCUUGCUGCUGCCCCGCCCGUCCCUCCUAUACCUCAUUGCUUCAUCCCACCAUGUUUCCUUACCCUUUACUAUUCCUCCGUGUUACCCUUGCUCCACCUCAUCUCUCCCCACCAUGCCCCCAAUGUCAAGUUCCCCACCCGUGAACUAAUGCAUCCUCCCACUUCUGCCCCCAGGCCUCACUCAUCUACCUCAAUCUCUCUUGUGCUGAUCCUCCCCGCCCCAUUUACUGUCUCACUUACCCACUCCACAAUUCCUGUGAACCCUCAUUGUCUCAUUUCCGACCUUAUCUCUCUUAUGCCCCUGUAAUCCAAAGACUUCCUCAAUAAAACCAGACUAACCCUCACCAAUCUGUGUUCUUCAGGGAGAUUGCCAAGAGAGAACAUUGCUCCCACAAUCCAACGAAGCAGGAAUGUUCAGUGGAAGGGUAGCAGCCCUUUACCUUUACCACUUGUUCCACUUCCAUGAUUAGGGUCUUUGCCAAAUGAAGGGAGCUGGGCUCCUGGUCUGCCUUUUCUAAGCAGGGCCUAGAGAAGCCCCAUCUCCCAAAGGAUGAAGUUUCCCUGUACUCAGGGGAAAGUCCCACCACAUAUGGGCAAGAUUUCCUUCUGGGCACAGGAAAAAUCUGCCCAGGUGAUGGGACUUACCUCAGCAGAGGGAAAAAAAGAACUAGAUAAGUUCAUGGAGGAUAGGUCCAUCAAUGGCUAUUAACCAGGAUGGCCAGGGAUGGUGUCCCUAGCCUCUGUUUGCCAGAAGCUGGGAAUGGGCGACAGGGGAUGGAUCACUUUAUGAUUAUCUGUUCUGUUCAUUUCCUCCGGGUCACCUGGCAUUGGCCACUGUCGGAAGACAGGAUACAAGGCUAGAUGGACCUUUGGUCUGACCCAGUAUGGCUGUUCUUAUGUAACCCUCCCUAUUAUGGGAAGGGCUUUCCUAGGCUUUGCCUAUAGAAAACAAGGACAGGAUAACACUGUUAGGGAAGAUGGAAGGCUAAUGACAGUACAGGCAAGAGUAAAAAAUUUUUUGGUUGUCCUAACUGUGAUUUUCCAUGAUUAGCAAAAAUCUUGUCACUUUAAAGCAAAGUAGAGCCUUAAUUUUGAAUUUCCAAACUUUUAAAAGUUUAGGUUAUCUGUAAAGCUUUUCAAAAACUUAGCUCCAUCUUAAUUUUGUGUUUGUUUCGGAGUAGAAAAAAGGUGAUUGACCUGUAGUUAGUGUCUGUUAAAUGUUUUUCCUUUGUAGCAAAUGUUAUUAAAUUAAUAAACACAAAUGAAAAAACUAAA
Malaclemys terrapin pileata is the source of this 2478-nucleotide messenger RNA. RefSeq names its product leukemia NUP98 fusion partner 1 (gene LNP1). Bases 4 to 561 code for a protein of 185 amino acids. The transcript is spliced from 3 exons. Lineage: Eukaryota; Metazoa; Chordata; Testudines; Emydidae. The record is from RefSeq and is a predicted model, not a curated record.